This is a messenger RNA of Pelobates fuscus (common spadefoot toad), 3332 nucleotides long. RefSeq names its product ubiquitin associated protein 1 like (gene UBAP1L). The transcript is spliced from 5 exons. Gene Ontology annotation, cellular component: ESCRT I complex. Gene Ontology annotation, biological process: ubiquitin-dependent protein catabolic process via the multivesicular body sorting pathway. NCBI's taxonomy places the organism in Eukaryota, Metazoa, Chordata, Amphibia, Anura, Pelobatidae. The record is from RefSeq and is a predicted model, not a curated record. Gene Ontology annotation, molecular function: ubiquitin binding. Bases 486 to 1634 code for a protein of 382 amino acids.
CUUUUUACCCGAUUAUCUCCUAUACUCCAAAGAAUCCUUAGGUGGGGAUUAUACCACCCGUACCUGUAUCAUAGAGCAGUUAGCCUGCCCUAUACAUUGUGAGUAUAUUUUAUAUACCUGCAUUAUUUUACUGAGAGCACUAUUGCUGUUUUAUUAUCUUCUCCCUGAGAUCCUGUUACCAUCUUAAGAACCAUUUCAAGAUCGCUCACCACAUAUCCCAGAGGCGGGGAUUAUACCGCUGUAUGCCUACUACACUAGAGCUAGUAUAAGCUCUCUUAAAUGUGAGUGGAUCUACUAUAUUUAAAUACUUUUAUCCACUUUUGGAAUAUACUGCACCAUCACUGUUUUUUGUUUUAUCUCCCCCCCUGGCUGUCUGUCACUACACCGAAGAGAAUACUCACCGCAUAUCCCAUAAGCGGGGAUCAUACCGCUGCAAGCUAUUCAUACCAGAGCUGGAUUAAGCUCUACAAAAACCUGAUUUCUCAAUGGAGAGCAAGGUGUUGGACUGGGUGGCAGGAAUGUAUGGUCGAAAUGUUCAAACUGCUGUCAGGCCAUCUGCUCCCCCUUACUGGAUGCUUCAAGAUGGAAGAAAUAACUCACCAACCAGACGCAGCAGUUCUCAACAAAGGGUCACUUUACCUACACGCAAAUGCAGGAGUCUUAGCACGGCUGAGAUCAAUCCCAUCCGCACAUGGAACAGCUGGGGGACGGGGACACAAGCAAACUUUGAAAAGAGUGGAUGCUUUGAGGAAGAUGGCUACUCUGAGGAUGAUGAGUAUUCUUCAUCUGAGGAGAGUGAAAUGGAAACUCGUCAGAGAGAAGCCAGAGCUCGAUCUUGUAAGUCAAGUCCUCAGCCUCAAAGAUCUCCACGACCACGUACCUCACCCUUUGUGCCAAGCCCACCAUCCCGAUGUCAGUGCGCACAUAUAGGAUCACCACCUUGCAAUGUGAAGAAAAGGAAGUCAUUAACCCUUCUGAACAGUACCAGGAGUGAGCUUGAAGCAGCUAACAAGAGAAUUGCAGCUCUGGUGCACCCUCACAAGGGUAGCUCAGAUGGAAGAGGACCUGCCCAAAACCAGCACAUUAGAAGCAACCGUUAUGUACUACCUUUCCAACCAACACCACCUCCUCCUCCUACCCAUUGCAACUGUUCCAAACGACCAUACAGUGCAGGUUCCAUUCCACCUAUACCCAGUCACAAAACAACCACAACGUCUCUAAAUCCAUACUCCUGCCUACCUCCUACCAGAAAAAGCCGUCAAGACACUACUGGUGAUGUUCUGCAAGCUCUAAGCCAAGAAGAACGUGAGGUAAUCAAGGCUGUGACAUCAUUGGGAUAUCCUCUGCGCAGAGCAAUGAUUGCAUUGCAGAAAAUGGGAGGCCAGAGCCUGGAGCAGGUCCUAGGGUACCUAGGAGCCACGGACCGUCUUUGUAAGCUUGGAUACGAGGAGGCACUAGUGGAAGAGGCCAUGGAAAUGUUCCAGAACUCAGAGAUAAAGGCGGCAGAGUUCCUGCGUCUCUUACUUCAGUUUAAUGACAUGGGCUUCCAGCAAGAUGACAUCAAAGAAGUUCUUCUGAUCUAUGACAAUCACAGAGACCGCUCUUUGGAGGAGCUCAUGAUGAGAGCUCAAUAAGCACCAUAACUCCUCAGUCUUUGCAUGAAGGCACUACUCAGACAAGCAUACAACAGUUUACGGAGUCAAAAGAAUAUAACUGUAUAGCAAACAACUGCACAGGGCUUAACUGUGUUCUUCUGUUGUAUACCUUUAAGUUAAUGGUAAUAUUACCAAAAAUAAAGCUUCAUGAUUUUGAUAUUUCCUACUGAAACCAAAGACUAAAACGUUAGGAAAGUUGUGAUAGUGGUCCUAGAGACAUAACAAAAUAGGCUUAAGCAGGGCUCAAACAUUUUAGUAACCACUGGCAAGUGAAAAUUCACUCCUGAUCAUUACAUCAUGGGCUCACUACCUGGGGCAGGCAACCUUCAACACGCCAGAUGUUGUUGACUACAUUUCCCACAAUGCUGACAAAGUAUCAUGGGAGAUGUAGUCCACAACAUCUGGAGUGCUGAAGGUUGCCUAUCUCUGCUCUAGGCAAUUGUGCCUUGUGAGUGUGCCAAUGACCCUCCAAGCUUGCAGCGGCGAGUUUCUUUUAAGGCCUGGACUUGAAAUUUUAAGUCUUGCGCUUAAACAAACAAGUAUGAUAUGGCAAUACAUAUUCAUAAACAAUCCUUCAUCUCCUCAUUAUGAUAUGUCUGAGCACACUGUUAGUUACAACAGGUUAUAUACUGCCUAUUCAUAUCAACUUCAUUAUUGUGCACGCAGAAAGGAAUUCAUUUCAUGUUUUUAUUAUGCAACACAGCCAUCUGUGUUACAUAAUAUAAGGCGACAUCUUUUCAAACACUCUAAAAAAAAAAAAGCAGCAUUAACACUGCUUUGCUUCCUAUCGAAAUGUACAUCAGACUUCAGCUUAGUUACAAAAUGAAAUCAUGAAAAAAACUAUUUCAUACUUUUUAAACAGCUUGCUUGACUGAUCAGCCAACACACUUCCAAAUUACCUUAUUAGUUUUAUUUUUUUGCAAUCUAUAUUUUCAAAUUUUGUGAAUACAUGAAAGCAAAGUAAACAAAGCUAAUAAAGAGAUAGAGUUGUAUAAGAGAGUACCUGCUAUUGACGUCUAGAGGCUAAGUAUGUACUACUCAUCUGUGAAAGAGCUAUUUCAUCUUUUCAGAAUUAGAGAUAUAUUGAGGAUUACAUGUGUGUGGUCCAGGAUUCAGUUUUCCAUACAAUUUUAUUGUUGAAUCUUAAUGAUAAGAGACAUCUUAAAUAUAACAUAAUUAAAUGUGUGGUUGACUCCUUAAUGUAAGCACUCCUAUUAAAGAAAUCACAGUACAGUAGUGCUAGAAGUAGUGCCUGAAAUCCGACCACCCGGUAACCUAUCUAGCCUAGGUCCUCCGGAGGAACCCACCAACUCAGGCCAGCUGUAUGGAACUAGUCAUUGGCUCGGACACCGCCGUUCAAACCUUUAACAGCUUGGUGAUCCUACAUCAUGCAUAGAAUCAGGGCGCUGUUUGAACUGUAUACAGCGGGUGGGUUGAGCUAUCCGUGGAUAACCGAUAAGUGGGGUUUACUGGUGGAGAAAUGAAUGUUUUGGGGUAUUUUGUUUAGGUGCCCUGAUAUCUGGAGGUUAAUUAGAUUACCAGUUCUCAAUCUAGUUAUCUACCAGAUACUGAAGCGCCUGGGUGGGACCUGUAUUGUUUUAUUUAAUGACCCCCUGCUGGUGGUCUGUGUAUAAAUGUUUGUACUGUGACCAAUAAAGUAGUCCUGUUUUCACCCUU